GCUGUUGUAGUCUGUCGGGGCGGCAGUGACUGGGGGGCUUCGUUUUGCCGUCGCCUCAUCAUUUGUCAGAGGAAAGUAUAAACAGCGUCUAAUGAAAGCAAGUGUUUGUUUUGGUGGGGGGGAUUUGCCAUCCGAAACCGAUCGGUUCUGUCUGUGUGAAAUAGGGAAUGAACGACGAGACAGCAUCGGACAGCUGGAAGAGAAACUCCGGGUGCUCCAGUGCAGUGAGGAAACAUCAGGAAGGAAAGUAGUAUUGAGCAAAUGCUGGCUGUGAAUCCCGGAAAGACGCCCAUCAGUCUGCUGCAGGAGUAUGGAACGCGGAUAGGCAAGACCCCAGUGUAUGACCUGCUGAAGGCCGAGGGACAGGCCCACCAGCCCAACUUCACAUUCCGCGUCUCCGUUGGAGAGAUCAGCUGCACCGGCCAAGGGCCCAGCAAGAAGGCAGCCAAGCACAAAGCAGCUGAGGCUGCUCUGAAGAUGCUGAAGGGAGGCCUUGGAGGUCCUGCCGGAGUCGGUAUUGGAGUGGACGGGUUUAUUGGGGUUGAUGUGUCUACUGAUGCAGAUGGUUCCCAGUCAGAGAUGAAGACCACAGGAAGUUCACAGCAGUCUGAAUGUAACCCUGUAGGGGCUCUGCAGGAACUGGUGGUGCAGAAAGGAUGGCGUUUGCCAGAGUAUACAGUCACCCAAGAGUCUGGUCCAGCACAUCGCAAAGAGUUCACCAUGACCUGCAGAGUGGAGAGAUUUGUAGAAAUUGGAAGCGGUACAUCUAAGAAGCUAGCCAAGAGAAACGCAGCAGCUAAGAUGCUAUCACGUAUACACGAUGUCCCUGUAGAUAUGAGGACCAGUAAUGAUGCUGAUGCAGAAGAUGAUACAUUUACUAUGAACAUGGGCAGCAGAGCUGAGUCGGGCAAAAGCAAAGGCUUCAGCUGCACAUGGGAUUCUCUGCGUAACUCUGCUGGUGAGAAGAUCCUCCAGCUCCGCAGCCACCCUCUGGGUAUGCCCUCUGACUCCAACUUCUGCUCUUUGCUAAGUGAACUGUCUCUGGAGCAGCGCUUUGAUGUCAGCUACUUGGAUCUAGAGGAGCGUAGUCUCAGUGGCCUGUGUCAGUGUCUAGUGGAGCUCUCCACGCAGCCAAUCACCGUGUGUCACGGCUUUGCCUCAAACAUAGAUGGUGCUCGAGCCAACGCAGCCCACAAUGCACUGCAGUACCUCAAAAUCAUGGCAGGAGGGAAAUGACAAGCCUGUCAGUUUAGUGCUCACAGACUCGAACUCACCACUACAUGAUGCCAUCAUAAAUUUCUACUUUGGAUGACGGAGGCACUUUUGUGAUGAGCUCAAAUAACAUGAAUUACCUCAAAUUUGUAAAUGAAGACUCUUUAUGCCCCAAGAUUAAUUCCUGGAUUUUUCUUCUUUUCUUUUUUUUUAAAUUCCAUUGAUUAUUGCCAGUGAAGAUGCAGUUGUCCAAAAAAAUUCCUUUUUUUUUUUUUUACUUUCUGUCUUUAUAUCGUCCUCUUUGUUUUCAUAUGAAAUUAUAAAUGGUGCUACUGCAGUAAGCCCAGUGUUGCAAAUAACUCAAGAUAAAAUUGAUGCAGUGAAAAUGAGAAAAGCAUGAAAGGGAUUUGACGAAAAUUGGGUAUGGAAUCAACCGUUUAUUGUUGCUCUGUUAAAUCCCCAUUUUUAUGCACGGAUGUAAAAAGAACCCAGCUUUAAUGAUGGAAAAUGAAGAAAAAGGGACUCUGCUGAGUUAUUAUCAGAGGACAAUUAUCUUAAAGACUGACCAUUUCCCACAUAAGCUUGUUUGAGUGUUGGAAAAAAUAUUGGUUUUAAUAUGAAAAAGUACCCGUAUUAUGCUCAUUUACAUGUUUAUGCUGUUUGGUGGGGUCUAAAGUAGGCUUAUAUGAUUUAAUGUUCAGUAAACACGUUAGUUUGCUGCAGCACAUUUUUUCACCCUCAGUCUGGAACAAUACACUUUAGGAUGUAUUUAGCCCACCCAGCCACCCGCACCCCAUUGAAACGUAUUCUCUUCUGAUUGGUCAAUUGAACUCAAAGCCACAAAAUCUUUAGAUUUAGCCACAUUAGGGCGACAUGCUUAUCUCUGAGCGAUAAUUUCAGAGGUUAAUAUAGCCAAAAUCCCAGCGUCUUUAUAAUGGGUUUUAUGUUUGUUUGUUUUUU
Molecule: messenger RNA, 2172 nt
Organism: Archocentrus centrarchus (flier cichlid)
Lineage: Eukaryota; Metazoa; Chordata; Actinopteri; Cichliformes; Cichlidae
Gene: tarbp2
Product: TAR (HIV) RNA binding protein 2
Exons: 8
Coding region: 262-1236 (324 amino acids)
Biological process (GO): siRNA processing; regulation of siRNA processing; regulation of miRNA processing
Cellular component (GO): cytoplasm; nucleus; RISC-loading complex
Molecular function (GO): double-stranded RNA binding; siRNA binding; pre-miRNA binding
Source: RefSeq, a predicted model, not a curated record